GAGCGCUGUGUAGCUGCUCUGGCCCGAGUGGAGCGCACGGACUUCCUGUCGCCCAUGUGCAUUGGCGAGGUGGCUCACGUCAGUGCUGAAAUCACCUAUACCUCCAAGCACUCUGUGGAAGUUCAGGUGAACGUGAUGUCCGAAAACAUCCUCACAGGUACCAAAAAGCUGACCAAUAAGGCCACCUUGUGGUAUGUGCCCCUGUCGCUGAAAAACGUGGACAAGGUCCUCGAGGUGCCUCCUGUUGUGUAUUCCCGGCAGGAGCAGGAGGAGGAGGGCCGGAAGCGGUAUGAAGCCCAGAAGCUGGAGCGCAUGGAGACCAAGUGGAGAAAUGGGGAUAUUGUCCAGCCUGUCCUUAACCCAGAGCCAAACACGGUGAGCUACAGCCAAUCCAGCCUGAUCCACCUGGUGGGGCCUUCAGACUGUACCCUGCACGGCUUUGUGCACGGAGGCGUCACCAUGAAGCUAAUGGAUGAGGUGGCCGGGAUCGUGGCUGCGCGCCACUGCAAAACCAACAUAGUCACAGCUUCCGUGGAUGCCAUUAAUUUUCACGACAAGAUCCGGAAAGGCUGCGUCAUCACCAUCUCCGGACGCAUGACCUUCACAAGCAAUAAAUCCAUGGAGAUCGAAGUCCUGGUGGAUGCUGACCCUGUGGUUGACAACUCGCAGAAGCGUUACCGGGCUGCCAGUGCCUUCUUCACCUAUGUGUCCCUGAGCCAGGAGGGCAAGCCAAUGCCUGUGCCGCAGCUUGUGCCCGAAACCGAGGAUGAGAAGAAACGCUUUGAGGAAGGCAAAGGGCGGUACCUGCAGAUGAAGGCGAAGCGACAGGGCCACAUGGAACCUCAGCCCUAGACACCCUCCUCCUGCCACUGGGGCCUGCGCAACUGUGGUGAUGGUCCCAUGUCCCCGUCACUUAGUUACCCCUUGGCCAAAACCCCUAUUCCCAUUGAGAGCGGUGUUGUGUAAAGUAUCUGUGUAGCAGUGUUAACCUACAUCCUGUCCCAAAAACUUGUGCACCAAAGCUUUAUUUAUAUCCUUCCAGUAAAAGUGCUACCCAGUAUUGUCCCAAACACCAGGGGGUGUUCUAUGGACACCCUAGGGAAACUUCCGAGCUCACUGUAAGGUAUGGAAAGAAUCCAGCACCACUAAUAAAGCUGCUGUUUGGCUGGA
Messenger RNA from Castor canadensis (American beaver), 1170 nucleotides. RefSeq names its product acyl-CoA thioesterase 7 (gene Acot7). The record is from RefSeq and is a predicted model, not a curated record. Gene Ontology annotation, biological process: acyl-CoA metabolic process; fatty acid catabolic process. Lineage: Eukaryota; Metazoa; Chordata; Mammalia; Rodentia; Castoridae. Gene Ontology annotation, cellular component: cytoplasm; cytosol. Gene Ontology annotation, molecular function: long-chain fatty acyl-CoA hydrolase activity.